Molecule: messenger RNA, 4253 nt
Organism: Cydia strobilella
Lineage: Eukaryota; Metazoa; Arthropoda; Insecta; Lepidoptera; Tortricidae
Product: V-type proton ATPase 116 kDa subunit a 1-like
Exons: 19
Coding region: 165-2741 (858 amino acids)
Biological process (GO): proton transmembrane transport; vacuolar acidification
Cellular component (GO): vacuolar proton-transporting V-type ATPase complex; plasma membrane; vacuolar proton-transporting V-type ATPase, V0 domain
Molecular function (GO): ATPase binding; proton-transporting ATPase activity, rotational mechanism
Source: RefSeq, a predicted model, not a curated record
CCAAAACAGCUGUCGCAUCGCGCAUGGACGGAUGACGUGCCGUGCUGGAGAUUCAUCGAUUGAUUUCGUUUCCGUUUAUUUCGUCGCCAAAGUCAGUCGCGACUGAUGCGACGGAGCCGUGUAUAGUUAUUUAGUUUAGUAGUGUGUGGUGACAAACGUGAAAUAUGGGGUCGUUGUUCAGGAGUGAGGAGAUGACAUUAUGUCAGCUUUUCCUGCAAAGUGAAGCUGCGUAUGCCUGCGUGUCGGAGCUGGGAGAGCUGGGGCUGGUACAAUUUCGCGAUUUAAACCCAGACGUCAAUGCCUUCCAACGCAAGUUCGUCAACGAGGUCCGUCGAUGCGACGAGAUGGAGCGCAAGCUCCGCUACCUCGAGAAAGAGAUCCGACGAGACGGGAUCCCCAUGUUGGAGAUCCCAGGGGAAUGCCCAGAGGCACCUCAACCUAGGGAGAUGAUCGAUCUCGAGGCCACCUUUGAAAAGCUGGAGAACGAGCUGCGCGAGGUCAACCAGAACGCUGAGGCUCUCAAGAGGAAUUACCUCGAGCUCACAGAGCUGAAGCACAUCCUCAGGAAGACGCAGGUGUUCUUCGACGAGCACGAGGGCGGGGCCGGUACCACUGAGUCCAUGACGCGGGCGCUGAUAUCCGACGACCAGAACAGAAAUGUCGGUCACGUCCAACUGGGUAUGCGGGAUAAGCAGGAGUCAUUGGAAUUCUUACCGUGCUUCGUCGCUGGUGUGAUCCUUCGUGAACGCAUACCAGCGUUCGAGCGUAUGCUGUGGCGCGCGUGCCGCGGCAAUGUCUUCCUGCGUCAAGCUGAAAUCGACUCGCCUCUUGAGGACCCGUCUUCCUCCGACCAGGUGUACAAAUCGGUCUUCAUCAUCUUCUUCCAAGGCGACCAGCUGAAGACGCGCGUCAAGAAAAUCUGCGAGGGCUUCCGCGCCACACUCUACCCUUGCCCCGAAGCACCCGCGGACCGACGUGAAAUGGCCAUGGGUGUCAUGACACGGAUUGAAGAUCUUAAUACGGUCCUCGGCCAGACGCAAGACCACCGUCACCGCGUGCUCGUCGCCGCCGCCAAGAACAUCAAGAACUGGUUCGUCAAAGUCCGCAAGAUCAAGGCCAUCUACCACACCCUGAACCUGUUCAACCUGGAUGUCACUCAGAAGUGUCUGAUUGCUGAAUGCUGGGUGCCGGCCCUUGACAUGGAGACUAUUCAACUGGCUUUGAGGAGGGGAACGGAACGGUCCGGAAGCUCAGUACCCCCAAUCCUGAACCGGAUGGAGACGCUGGAGGACCCGCCGACUUACAACCGCACCAACAAGUUCACGUCCGCCUUCCAGAACCUCAUCUACGCGUACGGUGUCGCCACCUACCGCGAGGUCAACCCCGCUCCGUACACCAUCAUAACCUUCCCGUUCCUGUUCGCCGUUAUGUUCGGCGAUCUGGGCCACGGCGCUCUGAUGGCCGCCUUCGGGUUCUGGAUGUGCUAUAAGGAGAAACCUCUGCAGGCCAAGAAGAUUGAUAGCGAGAUCUGGACGAUAUUCUUCGGCGGCCGCUACAUCAUCCUCCUCAUGGGCCUCUUCUCCAUGUACACCGGCCUCAUCUACAAUGACAUAUUCUCCAAAAGUCUCAACGUCUUCGGCUCGGCGUGGCGCAACAACUACAACAAGACGACGCUGCAAGAAAACGCCAUGUUGCAACUCAAUCCGGACUCGUUGGACUACGUUCAGACCCCGUACCCGUUCGGAAUUGAUCCCGUGUGGCAGCUCGCCGAAGCCAACAAGAUUAUCUUCAUGAACGCGUACAAGAUGAAGAUAUCCAUCAUCAUCGGUGUCUUCCAUAUGUUAUUCGGUGUCUGCAUGUCACUCUGGAACCAUCUGUACUUCAAGCGCCGCACCAGCGUGUAUGUGGAGUUCGUGCCUCAGAUCGUUUUCCUGGUGCUGCUGUUCUUCUACAUGGUGCUGCUCAUGUUCAUCAAGUGGACCAGCUACGGCUCCACGCCCCCAUUCUACGGCGACCCAAAGUACGUGACAACCAGCGCGUUCUGUGCGCCCUCCAUCUUGAUCACGUUCAUCAACAUGAUGUUGUUCAAAGUGGACGCCAACGAUCCUUCUCGACUAAUGUGCGCCGAGAACAUGACCAUGUACGCCGGACAACUCGGCUUGCAGAAGUUCUUCGUGAUCGUGGCCCUACUGUGCGUCCCCAUCAUGCUGCUCGGAAAACCGUACUUCAUCAUGCAGGAACAGAAGAAACGCGCUCGCGCCGGACACGCGAGCAUCGAGACCGGCGCGGGCGCGGGCCCGGAGAACGGCAGUGCCGGCGGCGCGCCCGUGCCCGCCGGGGGACACCACGACGAGGACAUCACCGAAGUCUUCAUACACCAGGCUAUUCACACGAUUGAGUACGUGCUGGGAAGCAUCUCGCACACGGCCUCAUACCUCCGUCUGUGGGCUUUGUCCCUCGCACACGCACAGCUCGCUGAGGUGGCCUGGAACAUGCUGCUCCGGAAAGGUCUGCAGUCUAGCGGGUUCUCGGGCGGCAUCUUCCUGUACGUGGUGUUCGCGGGCUGGGCGGCCAUCUCCGUGUCCAUCCUGGUGCUCAUGGAGGGGCUGUCCGCCUUCCUGCACACGCUGCGUCUCCACUGGGUGGAGUUCCAGAGCAAGUUCUACGCCGGCGAGGGCUACCUGUUCCAGCCCUUCUCGUUCGAGGUCAUUCUCGACUCCGCCGGCCAGGGCGAGGAGUAAACACAAUCAUCAGGCGAGCAACCGACAUAACUAUGGCUAAUUGUCGCACUAUGUUUCUGUUUAAAAUUAUCCUAGUAUAAUAGCCAGUUGAGUUGCACCAACUACACUUGACAGACCGAUCAACAUCACUCGGCAGAGAACUAUGAAAAUUCCCAAUAAAAUUUAGCAAACUCUUUAACGGUGACAGACGGUUUGGUGCAACCGAGCCUAAGAAUAUUCUUCAAUGUUUGAAACUUCCGUCAUUUAUUUGUUCUAGUAUAUGAUUGUAAGUAAUAAUGUGCUGCUGCAGUACUAAGUAGGAGGAAACUCCUUUAUGUCAAAUGCGGUCAUCGCUUAAUAUCAUCUAGUAUACAUAGAUACAUUGACACAGUUGACGGAGUGAAUAAAUAAUUGCCCAAUGGCGCCCAUCUAUGUUUUCUUUUGAAAAGAUUAAUAAUACAUUUUAAUAGCCGUUAGGCAUCUAGUAUAUCAGUGGCGUAGCUAGGCGUGGACGAAUGGGGCCUUUACCCACGGCCUCGCACUUUGGGGGGCCUCGCAAAGCCAACCUUUUUAUUGCCUUGGGAAAACACAUUGAAAAGGGCCUCGCAGAUGUGGUUUUUGCCCACGAGUAGAUUGGUUCACGCUAAAAUCUAAUUAUACACCAAAUUUUUUGAAUUUAUUGUCUAAAUAUGUGUGUUAGAUAAAUAAAUGUCUAUUGAUAUCAUAUUCGGUACAUUAAAAAAAUCUUGAAGCAUAGUAAAAAGUAAAUUGUUCAUUAGAUCCCUUGAAAUGUUGCUUAGCCUAUUUGAUGUGAGAAUUGUAGCUUAGUCGAGGACUUAAAGCCACUUAAUAUUGAACCUAGUGUGUAUUUAUUGGUGUUAUUUUCGCUUCUCUUGUAACGUGUAAGAUAAGUAUAAUCGUGGAAAUCAGAAAUGCUGUAAUUAAAUGUUUUAUUUUUUUAUACCAUUCCGUUCUCAAGGGUACAAAACGUAGUCGAAGGAAUUUUAAAAAGCUUAAAGUUGUGCGAAAUUUUGUGGCUGCAAAUGUGACGGCUUUCGUCGCCGUGAAGUUUCCAUGCGAUAUUUUCGUGGUAAAAAUUAGAUAACUUCUCAUAUCUUUGUGGAGCAAUCGAAAGUUUCCAUUUUCAAAAUGAAAGUUGCCUUUAUUUCCUUUGAAAUUUUCCUGAAAUUUCCGAAAACUAAACUUUUUUUAAACUUUGCAACUUGCACACCUAGUCUUCUUCUUCUUCUCUUCUUCAGCCGUUAAAUAAGCUACAAUAUUUGACAUUACUUCAAGCGUCUUAGUACAUUCCUUUGUCUAUGUUCCGAAUAACAUUUUUGUAUUGUGUACAUGUUUUUUUAUUUGCAAUUUAGGAAAUAAAUGUGUGAAUUAAUCAUUUUGUAUUCUUGCUCCCUUGUACUUAAUCUGAUGUAUUGGUGUGCUCUCUCUAAGGUAGUUCGAGUCAUUCCAGUAGGGCAAUAGUUCACAUGUUGAUGAUCACAAUAAUAAAUGUUUUAUGUAGUAUGCAAGAAA